UGUAGUGGUGGUGGAUGGGGUUUCAGUUUUCACUAUCACCCACCGACAUCCCCAACUCCUUUCAUUCCUUGCUUCCGAAGCCCCCUGCCACCCUCCCCGUUACAAAUCACAACUUGAAUCUGAUUCUAAGUCCAGAAUUCCAUCCAAUCCUAACCCCACCUCCACCUUCCCUCUCCCCCUACGGCCCACAUCUUCAUCAUCGCUCUCUACCACUUUCCUCUUUGAUUUUCUAAAUACAUACAUGAACUCACUCUCCAUUCUUUGAAAUUUAAUUGGGCCUUUGGGCAUUUGGGCAUUGCAUUUCGAAAUGGAGAGGGAAUCUUCCGACGAUGAGGAGGAUCGACAAAACCUUAUCGACGAAAAUGAGCGGAAGCUCCCUCAUCGAUCCGGCUUCCAGAUCGAGGAUUUCAAGUCUAGACUUUCUGCUCAUCGUUUCUCCUUUAAUAAGAGGUACCUCUUCGCCAUCUUCCCCCCUCUCUUCAUCCUCCUCAUUUAUUUCACCACAGAUGUUCGAAACUUAUUUACCACCAAUAUUUCCAUCGUUAAAGCCGAUUCUCCCACUGAUCGUAUGAGGGAAUCCGAAUUGCGAGCUUUGUAUUUGUUGAGGCAGCAGCAGUUGAGUCUCUUCUCUCUUUGGAACCAUACUGCAUUUGCUGAUUCCGCGCCCAUUCCUUCUAAUUCCACUCUUGAUUUCUCUACACGGCAGGUUCUUCUCUCCUCUGCCGAUUUUAAAUCUGCUCUGCUGAAGCAGAUUUCGUUGAAUAAAGAGAUUCAGCAAGUCCUCUUGUCGUCUCAUCCAUCUGGGAACCUGUCCGAAUUGGUGGACGACAACGGGGAUCUCAAUUUCGGGGCUUUCAGUUUUAAUAGGUGUCCAAAGGUUAAUCAGAAUAUGUCCCAGAGGCCAACCAUAGAAUGGAAGCCGAGAUCUGAUAAGUAUCUGUUUGCAAUAUGCUUGUCUGGGCAGAUGUCCAACCACUUGAUUUGUUUAGAAAAACACAUGUUCUUUGCAGCCCUCCUCAACCGCAUUUUAGUUAUUCCCAGCUCCAAAUUUGAUUAUCAAUACAAUCGGGUACUUGAUAUUGAACAUAUAAAUAAUUGUUUGGGAAGAAAAGUGGUAGUCACAUUUGAAGAGUUUACCGAAUCUAAAAAGAACCACUUACACAUAGACAGGGUUAUAUGCUAUUUCUCACUGCCACUGCCUUGCUAUGUGGACGAUGACCAUGUUAAGAAGCUGAAGUCAUUGGGAAUUUCAAUGGGUAAGCUUGAACCUGCUUGGGCUGAGGAUAUCAAAAAGCCAAAGAAAAGGACAGCCCAGGAUGUCCAGGCUAAAUUUUCUUCGAAUGAUGAUGUUAUUGCUAUUGGUGAUGUUUUUUAUGCUAAUGUGGAGGAAGAGUGGGUCAUGCAACCGGGUGGUCCCCUUGCUCACAAAUGUCAGACUCUGAUUGAACCAAGUCGUCUCAUUAUGCUCACUGCCCAACGUUUUGUUCAAACAUUCUUGGGGAAGAGUUUUACUGCUCUCCAUUUUCGACGACAUGGGUUUCUGAAGUUUUGUAAUGCUAAAGAACGAAGUUGCUUUUUCCCCAUUCCCCAAGCUGCAGACUGCAUUAGUCGUGUGGUUGAGAGGGCCGAUACACCAGUCAUCUAUCUUUCCACAGAUGCUGCUGAAAGUGAAACUGGUUUACUGCAGUCUCUGGUUGUCCUGAAUGGGAAGCUUGUGCCACUCAUUAAGCGACCAACCCGUAAUUCAGCAGAAAAAUGGGAUGCUUUGCUCUACAGACAUGGCCUUGAUGGAGAUUCUCAGGUGGAAGCCAUGCUGGAUAAGACAAUUUGUGCUAUGGCUAGUGUGUUCAUUGGAGCCCCUGGUUCCACUUUCACAGAAGACAUUCUGCGGCUCCGGAGGGGCUGGGGGUCUGCAUCACACUGUGAUGAGUAUCUCUGCCAAGGUGAACAGCCAAACUUCAUAGCAGACAAUGAGUGAAGACAAACAAUAGAGAGAUUGGUGAUAUCUCAUGUUAGGUGAAUUUGGCUGCCUUCACUUGGUACGCAUUCAUUCUGUUAGUUCAGCAGGAUGAUUGGAUUUCCAAUUGGUUGAGUUGCUCAGAUUGCCAUCAACAUGUAUUAGUAGUGUAUGAUAAUAGCAUAUGCCUUUUUCCCAAAUGUUCUUUCAUACACCUCUUUUUAUUUUUUAAGGCAUGUUUUGUCAGUCAUAUUUUUUAUGCACCUGGUGCUAGUGAAUUCAGGCAAGGAAUUAUUUGUGAUGUAAAUCGACUGAUGCUCACUUUUGAGAAACAACUUUUGGAAUUGUUAUGUUGUGAAGGUAAAGACAAGAGGGCCCAUUGGGAAGGAGUAUUGUAAUGGCAAAUUGUGCAUGAACGAACUGCAGCUGGGUGCAGGGAAGAUGCUUUUGUAAAAACAUAUGAGCCACCAGCCACAUGUAUAUAGCAUUAUACUCAAUUUGGGUUAUAAGGCUUUAUCGAUGUCUUUGGAAAUGGGAUUAGAGAACUACUCUUUUUUAAGUGUUUGUAACAGAGGGUAAUUCUAUGGUAUGGUAUCGAAAUGGUCCCAUUUCCU
Messenger RNA from Vitis riparia (riverbank grape), 2571 nucleotides. RefSeq names its product O-fucosyltransferase 36. The transcript is spliced from 3 exons. Gene Ontology annotation, molecular function: peptide-O-fucosyltransferase activity. Gene Ontology annotation, biological process: protein O-linked glycosylation via fucose. Bases 308 to 1978 code for a protein of 556 amino acids. The record is from RefSeq and is a predicted model, not a curated record. NCBI's taxonomy places the organism in Eukaryota, Viridiplantae, Streptophyta, Magnoliopsida, Vitales, Vitaceae.